AUGGAAGGUUUCUUCACAGCGAUUAUCGAUGAGUUUCCAAUCAUGCUUCGUGCUAGCAAGUAUGGUCGGGAAAUUUUCGUUGGAGUCAUUUGUAUCAUAUCGUACAUCAUAGGGCUCAGCACUGUGACUCAAGGAGGUUUCUAUGUGUUUCAAUUGUUUGAUUUCUAUGCCGCAUCCGGUUGGGCACUGUUAUGGCUGCUUUUCUUCGAAUGUAUCGCAAUCUCGUGGAGUGUUGGAAUCGAUCGAUGGUAUGAACACAUAAAAAGUAUGAUUGGCUACUAUCCGAAUCGAUGGUGGAAGUUCUGUUGGGUGUUUGCAACACCAACAGUUUGCAUGGUAUGA
Molecule: messenger RNA, 342 nt
Organism: Cooperia oncophora
Lineage: Eukaryota; Metazoa; Nematoda; Chromadorea; Rhabditida; Trichostrongylidae
Source: the annotation of a GenBank genome assembly